Molecule: messenger RNA, 3785 nt
Organism: Anguilla rostrata (American eel)
Lineage: Eukaryota; Metazoa; Chordata; Actinopteri; Anguilliformes; Anguillidae
Product: proton-coupled zinc antiporter SLC30A2-like
Exons: 8
Coding region: 269-1435 (388 amino acids)
Biological process (GO): response to zinc ion; zinc ion transmembrane transport
Cellular component (GO): plasma membrane
Molecular function (GO): zinc ion transmembrane transporter activity
Source: RefSeq, a predicted model, not a curated record
CAAGAGGUUAGGAUACGACUUUCUUCAGACUCCACAUCCAAGUUAAGUUCCAAACUGUCGAACAGGAACACAGCGAUUUCGAUAAUUUUGUAUUUAAGACAUGCUGAACAUUAGUGUCCUCUAUUAUUUAAUGUCUAAUAUUAGAAUGUUUAAAACGAUCGGUUAAGUCAAUAUUUAUUUAUUUAUUGCACUUGAAAUGCGUCCAGCACACAUGAGCACAUGCCAAUAUCAAUCAUAUUUUCCAAAUGCAGUGUAACGAGGUGCGGCGAUGGAAACUAUGGAAGAUUCAGAACAAUCUCACCUGAUCAACGAAAGGACAUACUCACUGAAACAAAAACGGGAAGCAUCUGCCACUGUGGAACUGAGCACUGUUGGUUCACAUUGCCAUGGGAAUCAGGUGGCCUCCAGUGAAAGUUAUGAGAAGACUCUGGCUAAAAAUAAGCUGUACAUGGCCUCCAUCAUCUGCCUCAUCUUUAUGAUCGGAGAAGUGGUUGGAGGAUACCUUGCCCACAGUUUGGCCAUCAUGACAGAUGCUGCCCAUCUCCUUACUGACUUCAGCAGCAUGUUGGUCAGCCUCUUCUCCCUGUGGGUCUCCUCCCGACCCCCCACCAAAACCAUGAGCUUUGGAUGGCACCGCUCAGAAAUUCUGGGAGCUUUGGUGUCGGUGAUGUCCAUCUGGAUUGUGACAGGAUUCCUCCUAUACCUUGCUGUUCAGAGGGUUGUUGAUAGAGACUAUGAAAUCAAUGGCCAUGUGAUGCUUGUAACAUCAGGAUGUGCUGUCGGUGUCAACUUCAUAAUGGCAUACAUUCUCCAUCAGUCUCACUCAUCUCAUGGACACGCUCAUGACUCUGGGUACCACAGGCUCAAUGAGGGUAGAGCGAGCCACACACCCUUGGGUGCAGAGAACCAUGUGGCUGAGCAUAGCCACUCCCAUGGCUUCCUGGGUGACCAUGGCAACGCUAGUGUGAGGGCUGCCUUCAUCCAUGUGGUGGGGGACCUGCUGCAGAGCAUGGGAGUGCUGGUGGCUGCCAUAAUCAUCUACUUCCAGCCUGAAUACAAAAUAGCAGAUCCACUUUGUACUUUCCUGUUCUCAGUGUUUGUCCUUGGAACAACUGUUUCGGUUCUGAGGGAUGUGAUCAGGAUCCUCAUGGAAGGAGUGCCUCAUGGUGUUGAGUUUAACACGGUGAAGGAGGCUCUUCUCUCAGUUACAACUGUGAAGGGUGUGCACAACCUGCACCUCUGGACUCUCACCCAGAGCCACACCCUGCUCUCCACCCACCUGGCUAUUGAGCCAAGUUCUGACCACCAGAAUGUCCUUCAGGAGGCCACUGAGCUCCUUCAGACAUCAUUUGGUUUCUCAAGCACCACUAUUCAGCUGGAGCUGUACUCCCGGGACAUGGACCACUGCACAGAAUGUCAGGAUCCCACUGAUUGAGGGUUUCCACAGUGACAUAGGCUGUGAUGACAGGCAAGCAUUUCCCACUGGAGAGAAGACGUCCUUUCAGAAAGUUGGUUGGUGAGUCUGGCAAAAUGUAACAGACUGCUGGUGUUGUCAGUACUCCUCUCUGGACUGUGACAGCUGGCCACUCUGUGUAUUGUCAGUCAUGUGCUUGGUUUAGGUUUUGGUUUUGCCAUGUUUGAUUCCCAUGUGCUCUUGUCCCCACCCCUCACCUGAUCUCUAUUAAAGUUACAAUCUCAAAGAUUUCUGUUUCGUUCGCUUUGGCGGUACCGAAGGCGAAAAGCAGUAAUUGCAGGUGUGUUUUUGGACCUCACUUCCCAGAGAUCCAACCGGAUCCAACCAGUGUCGCCUGUGUGACAUCAGUCAGUUGGCAUCUGUGCCACGCCAAUUAUAACACUUACUAUUUACUGAAUAAAAAAUGGUUGUUAUAAAAGUAACGUUAUGUACACACUCAUUCAUUGUCUAAUAUUAGGCUAACUUAAGCUGCCUUUACACUGCCGAGCCGGGUUAAAAUGCCGUAGCAGACCUGGGGCAGAAUUAGUGAUGAUCAAUUUCCACAGACGUUCUUUAUCCACCUUUUGCCCGGUAUGAACAUCUUUACGCUGCAGAGAAGAAUUUGCGGGAUUCGCUGCGGCUCGUACAAUUAUGUAUCUCGUGCACACUAAACAGUCUUUCUCGUGAAUGAUUGUUGUGUGAUAUUUUUGAAACAACUGCCUUGCAAAAUGUUACCGCUGGUGUUUCUGGUUUUGCUAGCAAACUGUUCGAGAAUAAAGCGGAACUAGGUGUUAAAUUAGCAAUCAGAACAAGAAAGAAACAAAAACAAAGGCAUCAAAAAAGGGCAAGGCUGAAGGACCAUAUGAGGAAGCGUAAUAAAAUAAUAACGCUAAUCCAUACUGCUGUAUUCUUUUAUUUAGUUUUCUCCGGUUUGACAUCUUUACACUGAAAUCAGACCUGGCUCUGCUCCACCUAUACCCCUGGUUAAUGCUCUGUGUAAAGACGGCUUUAUUCCAAUCAUUAUAAUAUAUCGAUGAACUUGAUGGCAAAGUAAAUAACGGUAACGUUAAGGCCAAUUCAGAUCAAUGAUUUGCAACGAGACGAAACAGUUUUAGAAUGUUGCAGAGAAAAUUGCAGCAGUGUGAACUGGUUAGUUGCAGAGCGUCUGAAGCCGUUGCCUGGGGUCUCAAAAGACUCACCUGGUCAAAUCACCAAGUGCUGUUAGAACGUUUACAAUCAGACGUCUUGGAAUUUUGCAAGUUGCAUCCAGUCUCGUUGCGAAUCAUUGAUCUGAACUGACCUUUAGUUAGCUACAUUGCAACAAGGUAGCAUUGCAUUCGAGAGACGUUUUGCGAGGUCGGUACCAAUCGGUAGCAUUAGCUAGCGUUUUUUUCUAAUUGUUAGCUGACAUUAAAUUGUGUUAAUUACAUUAGCUAGCUAGCUAAUGCAAUGUUACCUGAUAUGACAGAUGGAUACUGUGCGCAACGUUGUCUAAGCUAAUGUUGCCUUUAUUCACAUGGUCCGGUAGCUAGCGUUAGCUGUGAAAAUAGCUAGGCUUUGUAAUUUAGUAACGUUACAUUGUCAUCAAAUGCAAUACGAAAUCUACAUCAACAAAUAAUAUGACCUCUCAUGUUGCACAAAAACUUUUUAGGGUUCCAUAACCCCUCCCCCCCCUUUCUCUGUUAUUGUAACGCUAGCAGACAUUGGAAAAAACAGUACACCGCUCACACGCAAGUGAGUUGAAGAGCGAUCCUGUUGUGUUUGCUCCGUCUAUCCUCUCUGGCGGACCAAGCACUGAUGGGUGAUGGAAAACGCGUCACUAACUAUGCGCCGCUUGUGAUUUUUUCCCGAGAAUGUCGCCACAGACACCCAGUUCUUUAAUCAGAAAUUAUUAUAUUAAUAAUAAUAAUAAUAAUAAUAAUAAUAUAAAUAAAUAUAAUAAUAGGCUCAAUCACCAUUGUGUUACCUAAUUCGGCGACAGAUAGUGAAUUAACAGACAUUUAUUUUAAUGAAAAUCUUAGAGAUUAUUACUUUAAUUACCCCUAUUACUACCUCCUGUUCCUUGUUGUCUUUUCUGUUUAUUGCAUGUGUAUUUAUUUCCUGGGUCUGCACCUCUUCCUUGUCAGAUUGUGAACUUGUGUUUCUGAGUCUGUUCGUGCAGUUUGUUGUCUGGAAAUUGAAAUCCUGUAUCUGUUACUGCGACCUGUUCUUUUCCUGCUGUUUUGGAUUGUUUGCCCUGUGAAUUGCUGGCUUUUGACCUGGAUUGUCUUUUGGUUCAUGCUCUGCCUGCUGAUUUGGAUCAUUAUGGAAUAAAUCUGAAUUUGAAUUUGAA